Molecule: messenger RNA, 2197 nt
Organism: Ceraceosorus guamensis
Lineage: Eukaryota; Fungi; Basidiomycota; Exobasidiomycetes; Ceraceosorales; Ceraceosoraceae
Product: nucleotide-binding domain-containing protein
Exons: 2
Coding region: 279-2078 (599 amino acids)
Molecular function (GO): oxidoreductase activity
Source: RefSeq, a predicted model, not a curated record
GCUCUGUUCAUAUAAGGAUACGUUACGAGUGUCAGGCCAACGUGUUUUGAGUGCGUUGCCCACUUGACACCAUCACCUUGACCAAACGCAAAGGCCAAACAGCAUCCUCCGAUCCAUCUGGCCGGGUCUCGCUUGCGCGGAUCUUCAAGCUGCUGCUGUACACACAGCCAACGCGGUCAGCUCUUCUCAUUGCCUCUCUAGCAAACACUCUUCUGCCUAUCAAACAGAGCUAUCGCUUUAGCUCGACUCUCAAGCCACACGGCGUCCCUCUUGCCAACAUGCCCGACGCAUCGACCAGUUCGAGCACUUUGCCGGGUGCAACAGCCAGCACCAAGGGCGGAAGCAAGGCGAAGAGUGCAGCUGCGCCCAAGCGCAUAGCCAUCGUAGGAGCUGGUGUUUCAGGUCUAGCAUCCGCCUAUUCCUUUUCCUUGGCAGCUGAAAAGUUCAAAGUGACGGUACUGGAAGCGGGUCCGUGCGUAGGUGGUUCAGCCUACUCGCAUCAAUUACCAGCUGCGCGCACCUCAAAGCCGGACGAAACUUCGCCCAACGGUGCUAACACAGGAAGCGCUUUGGACUUGGGCGCAGAGUACAUCAACGAAGGCGUGCAGGGCAUCUCUCCCGCUUUUCACAACACCUUCAAGGUGAUGGAGGAUGUGCUGGGUUUCAAGGCGCAGGAAGUCGGCCUGCAAAUCUCGUUUGGGAAGGGAGAGGAGGAGUUUUGGUCGAACCUUUACCCAAGCAAACUUGUCGAUCGCUUCAGGGAUGAUAUCAAAAAGUUUGGACGCGCACUGAAUACCAUCAAGACUUUUGAGCCCAUCUUUGCGCUCAUUCCCAUCAGCGCCACCAUGAAGAUCUUUCGCUUCUCACCCGAAUUUGGCGAGCGCAUGGUCUUUCCACUGGUAGCGCUCUUCUUUGGCACGGGAAACGAGACGAAGCACGUGUCUACUGCCAUCCUGGAACGCGUCUUCAAGGAUCCUUCGAUGCGCCUGUUUGAAUUCAGCGAGGAGUCGCUUUUGGCUUCUGUGCCUACUAUGAUGGCCUUUCCUGAAUUGGCGCGCAUGUAUGGCAAUUGGAGAAAAGUAAUCACGAGCACCGGCAAUGUAGAGGUCAAGACGGAUGCGCCGGUGAAGAGCGUUGUUAGGGGGACAAAGGAGGCGAAGCGCAAAGGAGGAAACGUCCUCGUCACUUAUCAAGAUGGCAAAGAUGGUCAAGAGGUGGAAGGCGUGUUUGAUGAAGUCAUCUUUGCUUGCGAUGCUGAUUCGGCACUCAAGAUUUUGAAGGCUGGCAACGGACCUUCGUGGAAGGAGAACAAGGUGCUGGGCAACGUGUACUACCUCGACGAUGUCAGCGUCACACAUACCGAUCUCGCGUACAUGGAGAAGCACUACGAAGUGCACUACACCGACAAGUACAAUGCCAAUCGCAAAGACGAAGAGUCGCAGAAAUCUUUCGACUUUGCGAAGAAGAAUUGGAAACCUCUUUAUUUGAUCAAGGAAUACAAGGAUGAUCCUGCGCUCAUCGAAAUGUCUUUUGACUUGACGGUAUAUCAACCGCAGUUCAAGCAAAUUCAACCGACGGGACUCGGAGCGCGCACGCAGCCUUCCGACGCACCUCCGCACGAGCGAUUGGGCAUUCCUUCAGGGCAGAAUGCGGCCACGGCCCCUCGUCCUUGGGCGACGGAAGAGCAACCGGAGCCUCCAAUCGAUCGACACGUCUUCCAGACCAUCUUCCUCAACAAGGCGGACAGCAAGCGCUGGACCAAGGAAGAGUUGGAUCCCGAAAAGGUGCUGUUUGAGAAGUGGUGGAAGCAGCAAAGUCAUCGAUGGCAGCAUUACGGAGGUACCGUGGCUUGGAUGUGGUCCAUCAAUGGCGCUAAUCACACCACCUAUGCUGGCGCUUGGACGCUCGUCAAUUGCCAAGAAGUGGGCAUCGUCAGCGGGUUUGCGGCGGCUUAUUCCCUCGGAGCUCCUUACCCUUUCAUCGAGGAUCAGGAGUCGGCUAGGUUGUUCAAGGGUUACCUCGCCCUAAUGCACGCUUCUAGAGCUCGUAAAGAGGAUAGAAGCGGAUGGUUCAUGUAGACUCUGUGCGCCCAAAAUCUCUCGAAAUCUUAGCUGAUCCUCAGCUUGGCUCGUUCGUCUCUUGGCCUGUUCGAUACCUCACCACACACGCAUGCAUCGUUGUAAGGAGCUAAAUACAC